AUGGACAACGAAGAAAAUGAGCAAUAAGAUCUUUCAGUAGGUGUGUUAUAAAUAAUGCAUUUGUUCGCUAUAUAUACCAUUAUAUAUUAAUUUUAAUUCCUAUUUUAUCUUUAGUUUAUAACCAAUUAAAUAAGAAAGAUAUUGGAUUCAGACCCAAAAAGCUAACGAUUUCAAGAGAUUUACAAUUAAGCUUGUGAUAUUUGUGCAGUUGGAUUCGAAAGCAGAUUUUAAUAAUAAGAAAGAGGAAUGACAAUAAUAUCCUGUUAUGGUUGUUAAUUAAGUUGCCACUUGUAUUGUUAUGGUAUUUCCACUGAAAUAGAGUUGAAUCCCAAUUCUAAUAAUUAAGGAUAUUUUGCAUGUGACAAAUGCAAAUUUAGUCAGAAGCAAGAUCAAAUAUGCAUUGUUUGUAAUCAAAAAGCCGGUUUGAAGAAGAAAAUCAAUGAUACUAAUGAAUUUGUCCAUCCUCUUUGUGGAUUGCUAUCCAAACAACUUGAAUUAUCUUCAUUUAUGGAAAUGAAAUUCAAGAAGCCCAAUAAUGUAAUACAAGUUCCUAAAUAAACAUGUUCAUAUUGCAAAUCUCAAGGAGCCACAAUUAAAUGUUAAUAAUCAGAAUGUAAUACUUAUGCACACAUCUAUUGUAUGGUCAAUUACAUUGUAAGUUUCGGUGGAUACAAUUCAACAUACUCAGAAAAUCUAUAAAGACCAACAGGAUGGGAAAUCCAAUUUAACUAUAAACAAUUAUUCUGUACUGGUAACCUUGUACAAGCAGGAAAUGAUAAGACUCAAUUAAAAACUAAAUCCCAAUCUAUCUUAUAAUAAUUUAUGGAAAUUCAGAAAGUGGAUAAAUAAAUUAAUAUAGAUUAACUAUAUGAUUUGUAUCAAUAAUAAGAAAAGAUAGAAGAAGAAAAAGAUUAAUUGGUGGAAUUCUUUUGUUCUCCUCAUUAGAAUUAAUAGAUUUAUUGUUGUUGUUAAUAAUAAUUAGCUAAUGAUUCUGAGGAAAUGGUCCAAUGUGAAACCUGUAUGGAAUGGUAUCAUGAUAAAUGUUUACGUCAAUACCAAGAUGACUAUGAAGAAUAGAAGAAUAAAGAACAUUAUUUCUGUCCUUUUUGUAAUUAAUGGAGCAAUUCUCGAUUUGAUCAUAUUCUUAAAUAUGUCCCUGCAAAAAAUUUAAAGUCCUUGUUGCCACCCUUUUUAAAAAUGACAUUUAAUACUCUUAUUCUUUUAGGUAUUUAUUGUGAAAGAAGUUUGAGUGCACAGAUUUAAUCAUAUUCUGAAUCUGAAUAUUCAAUCAUAGAAACCAUUUUGGGUAAUUUACCAUUCUAUCAACCCUUACAAUAAUAACUAUCAUAAAUUAAACAAAAAUCUAAUGUAACUGAUUUUAUGAAUUUCCUUUUUAAAUAAUAAAUACCUUAUAGAGAUAAUAAUCAAUGGACUAUUCUAUCUUAAUUAGAUGAAUCUAAUCAAAUCAUUUAACACAAUAUUCUGUAGAAUAAUGCUUUAAAAGAUAAAUUAAAUUAAGUUAUCAAUUUAUUUAAAGAUUUUGAUGAGUGCAAAUUUUAUAUUGAUUUGCUUAAUAAAUUGAAUAAUUUACAAAUAGCAUUUUAAAUUAUUACAUCCAGAACUAAAAUAACUAAAACAAAUAUUUAAAAUCAAUACAAAUCAAAUGAAUUUUAAGAAUUCAUAUAUUUAUAAUAAUAAGUGUAGGAGUAUAAAAGAAUUAAGAAAAGAUUUAUAAACAAAAUGUAAGAAGCUGAAGAUAAGUUUUGUGAUUUCGAAUAGAUCAUGAAUGAUGAAGUCUAAGAUUCUUCAGAAGAAGAAGACGAGAUAGAAGAUGAAUUGGAGGAUUACGAAAAAUUAUAGAGCUACUUAGGUCUAUAAAUCACUUAAAUUAAAAAUUAAUAACAAUUUUAUAAUCUUACAUCAGAAACUAGAAUCAAAUUAAAUUAGAUCAAAUUAAGUUAGGAAUUUGUUGAAUAAACAAUUCAAGAAUUUAAUGAAUUAUUGAUUUCAGUACCAUGGGUUGAAACCCUAAAAUAAGAAUUAUUGGAAGGAUAACUAAUUGUUUAAAAGUUGGAAAAAACUAAAUCAACUGAAGAAAUAUUGAUAUUGUUAAGUAGGCUUGAGGAAUUGCCAUUCCAUUAUAAAGAUUUUCCAGAGUUGUAUAUGCAAGAUUUAGAGAUAUAAGAAAAAGAUGAGGAUGACAGUGAAAUCUAAGUGACUAAAGAUAUUCAGACUAAGAUCACAUUGGAUCACCUUUAAAUGUUAAAAUAACUAUCUAUUGAAAUCAAUGCCUCAGAAAAAGACAAAUAGACUUUGGAGUAGGUGGAGAAGCAAUUAAAUGAAUUUAGAUAAAAAUUAAGAGGCAUGAUUGAACAAAAGAACUUAAAUGAAUAAAUGAGAAAGAAGUUUUAAGCAGAACUAUAAAUGAAUAAGAUUUAUGAUGUUCCUGAAAUCUAAGAAUUAUAGAAAAGACUAGAAUAAUUUUAAGAGGUUGAAAAAAUAAGAACUGCCAAAUCUUAAACACUUUAAUAACUAGAAUAAGCUUUUGAAAAAUCUAAAGAAUUAAAUUUUGAUGAAAAGAUUAUUAAUCAAUUUGAUUAGGAGAUAACUAAAUGUUUAUAGAAGAAG
Molecule: messenger RNA, 2628 nt
Organism: Paramecium tetraurelia
Lineage: Eukaryota; Ciliophora; Oligohymenophorea; Peniculida; Parameciidae
Exons: 6
Biological process (GO): regulation of transcription by RNA polymerase II
Source: RefSeq, a predicted model, not a curated record